AUGGAUGAUUUCUCAGUUUUUGGAGAAUCUUUUAAAAAGUGCCUUGAUAACUUGGAGAUGGUAUUGGCCAGAUGUGAAGAUAGUAAUUUAGUGCUAAACUGGGAGAAAUGUCAUUUCAUGGUCAAGGAAGGGAUAGUCCUUGGGCAUAGAAAUUCAAAGAAAGGGUUGGAAGUUGAUCAAACCAAAGUGGAGGUUAUUGAGAAGUUACCUCCUCCUGUCAACAUAAAAGGAGUUAGAAGUUUUUUGGGUCAUGCUGGAUUCUAUAGAAG
This is a messenger RNA of Trifolium medium, 269 nucleotides long. Lineage: Eukaryota; Viridiplantae; Streptophyta; Magnoliopsida; Fabales; Fabaceae. The record is from the annotation of a GenBank genome assembly.